GGCCCAUUAUAUAUACCCACAAUAUCUCCCCACCCAUCUUGUCUUUGCUUCAUCACUUCCUUUCUUGGGUUGUUCUUCACUCCUCUCUCAUAAUUAAGGAAUUUUCAUCUGUUUCAGGAGGUGGACCCAAGCUGUGAAAAUCUCUCUCUCUCUCUCACUCUCUCGCUCUCUCUCUCGCUUAGGGUUUCUGACAAGAAAUUCAGUCGUACUCACAAUAAUGGACAAAGAAGGGACUUACUCGGCCGCCUUGCCAGUGAAUUUUCCGGUGCCGGACUACUCUCUCGACCAGCACCAGCCGCAGUUCAUGAGGCCGCCGAUGAUGGGCGAAACAUCCGCCGAUAACGCCAACCAAAUGGUCGAUUACAUGCUCAACAAUCCACAGCCACACCAAAUUUCGUCCAUUGAUAAGUUGAGCUUCGUGGACGGGAUGCAGUUCGCCGAUUUCGGACCAAAGCUGGCUCUGAAUCAAUCCAACAACGUCUCGGAAAGCGAACAGGCGAUAGAUCCGGUUUGCUUCUUGAAGUUCCCGGUGUUGAACGAUAAGUUGCAGGAAGAUCAUCAGUCGACUCUAAUGGUGGCUUCAGAUGGUGUUUAUGAAGAGAGUUCUAGAGGAAAGUGGAGGGAAGGGUUUGAAGUUGACGAAGACGCUAGGGUUUCUCAGACCACGCCGGCAGAGCUUCGGAUUCUCAGCGAGAACGCCGGCAAUAGCCCCGUGACGGAGGUGAAGAACAAGAGAAAGCGGCCGAGAACGACCAAGACGAGCGAGGAAGUCGAAAGCCAGAGGAUGAUUCAUAUUGCAGUUGAGAGAAAUCGGAGAAAGCAAAUGAAUGAGCAUCUUCGUGUGUUGAGAUCUCUCAUGCCCGGCUCAUACGUCCAAAGGGGAGAUCAAGCAUCCAUAAUAGGAGGAGCCAUAGAGUUUGUAAGAGAGCUGGAGCAGCUCCUCCAAUGCCUGGAGUCCCAGAAGCGGCGGCGGCUCUACGGGGACCCGCCGCGGCCGGCUGGAGAAUCUUCCCUGCCGAUCCCACAGCCCCAGGCUCCUCCGCCGCCGCCGUUCCCCCUAGUGGCGCUUCCAAACGACCAGCUGAAGCUGGUAGAGCUGGAGACCGGGCUCCACGAGGAAACCGCCGAGAGCAAGUCUUGCCUGGCGGACGUGGAGGUGAAGAUGGUAGGGUUCGACGCCAUGAUCAAGAUCCUCUGCCGGAGAAGGCCCGGCCAGCUUGUUAAGACCAUCGCCGCCCUCGAAGAUCUGCAGCUCUCUAUUCUCCACACCAACAUUACUACCAUCGAGCAAACCGUUCUCUAUUCCUUCAAUGUCAAGGUUGGGGGCGAAGCGAGGUUCACAGCUGAGGAUAUAGCGAGCUCGGUUCAGCAAAUCUUGAAUUUUAUCAAUGCCAACAGCACCAUGUGAUGGGCAUGCAUUCAUGCAUUGAAGUAAGGGAAAUUAACAUUAAUUAUCAUUCCAGAGUUAUCACUUACUUAGCUCUACUCUCUCUCUCUCUCUCACACACACACAUUAGAUGUCGCCACUUAUAUGAAUUCCUCGUCUUUUUCUAAGGAUUUUGCUAAAUUCUUAAGGGGUUUACUCUUCUUCUUCUUCUAUUGUAAUUUUUUUAUCAUCUUAUUCUUAGGAUGAAUUAUGAAAUUUGAGCCAAAUAAUUACUGAUACUGUGAAUUCAGUCCGCAACUGACUUUGUAAUUCAAUUCU
Molecule: messenger RNA, 1705 nt
Organism: Diospyros lotus (date-plum)
Lineage: Eukaryota; Viridiplantae; Streptophyta; Magnoliopsida; Ericales; Ebenaceae
Product: transcription factor FAMA-like
Exons: 5
Coding region: 218-1408 (396 amino acids)
Biological process (GO): positive regulation of DNA-templated transcription; stomatal complex development; guard cell differentiation
Cellular component (GO): nucleus
Molecular function (GO): DNA-binding transcription factor activity; protein dimerization activity
Source: RefSeq, a predicted model, not a curated record